AUGGAGCCUGAAUUCGAGGUGAAAGUGCCGCCUUCCGACCUGUUGGAUAAUCUUGGGAAACUAAUCGAGGGGAAGAAAGGAGCGGAUGCCACUUUCAAAGUGAGAGAUGAGCUCUUCCCAGCCCAUAAGAUUGUGCUUGCGAUGAGGUCACCGGUCUUCGAAGCCGAGUUCUACGGGCCAGUGGCCAAGGACAUGAAGCAGUACUUCACUAUAGAGGACAUGCAACCCGAUGUCUUCAGAGCAGUGCUUUGCUUCAUCUACACGGAUUCGAUGCCUUCUCUGGAGGAAUUCGAUGCUAGCGACAUAAAGGAGAUGGUUAGGCACUUGCUCGUGGCUGCAGAUAGGUAUGCCAUGGAACGCCUGAAAUUGAUUUGCGAAGACAUCCUUUGCAAGAGCGUUAGUGUUGAGGACGUGGCUACUUCACAAGCUCUGGCUGACAUGCAUCACUGCCAUAACCUCAUGAAGAUGUUUUCUAGUCAGAGAAGCCAGGGAAGCGUCCUACCUAGCAACCUACAGCACCAGGCAGAGCACAGCCCGCACAGAAACAUAGAGAAGUCUGCAGUACAGAAGUCUGAAUAG
Setaria italica (foxtail millet) is the source of this 579-nucleotide messenger RNA. RefSeq names its product BTB/POZ and MATH domain-containing protein 2-like. Bases 1 to 579 code for a protein of 192 amino acids. Gene Ontology annotation, molecular function: protein binding. Lineage: Eukaryota; Viridiplantae; Streptophyta; Magnoliopsida; Poales; Poaceae. Gene Ontology annotation, biological process: protein ubiquitination. The transcript is spliced from 3 exons. The record is from RefSeq and is a predicted model, not a curated record.